AUGAUAGUGCGGGCCGCAAGCUACGUGGGUAAGCUGCAGCAGCAACACCACCACCACCACCACCGCCACCGCCAGCAGCAGCAGCAGCAGCAGCAGCAGCAGAAGCAGCAGGGGUUUGAGCCACAGCAGGUGCAGGAGGAUCCUGAGCAGUAUCAGGAGCAGCAGCAAGAGGAGCAGCAGCAGCAGCAUCAGCAGGAUCAGUAUCUCUAUUGA
Molecule: messenger RNA, 213 nt
Organism: Eimeria mitis
Lineage: Eukaryota; Apicomplexa; Conoidasida; Eucoccidiorida; Eimeriidae
Exons: 2
Coding region: 1-213 (70 amino acids)
Source: RefSeq, a predicted model, not a curated record